Bombyx mori (domestic silkworm) is the source of this 1908-nucleotide messenger RNA. Its product is annotated as repetitive organellar protein. The transcript has a single exon. The record is from RefSeq and is a predicted model, not a curated record. NCBI's taxonomy places the organism in Eukaryota, Metazoa, Arthropoda, Insecta, Lepidoptera, Bombycidae. Bases 104 to 1801 code for a protein of 565 amino acids.
GACAGUAGUCAAGUCAAAUCUGAAGUUGACGCCAUUUGGCAAGUUAUAUAUUUCAAUAGGCAAAACAAUAAGUAGAAAAUUGUUAGUUAGAAAAUUUAUAAAAAUGGAUGAUUCGAAUACAUUAGAUCAGGAAGAUGAAUUCGAAAAGUAUUUGGAAAUUUUAAAAAGUUAUUUGAACGAGCUUCAAGAUCAAAAGCUUCUUGAAAUCUGUAGUGCAUGGGUUGUAAGACUUUCAGCAUGUAGAGACGAUGAAAAAUCCUUACGUAAUAGAUACAUUUUUUCUUUAUGUUAUCAGUUAUCUAAAGGUGUUUUAGAUGAUCCAUUUACGCAAUCACCUUCAGCGAACAUUAAUUUGCCGCCUCUAGUAGACAGUUUACAAAGCGAAAAUUCAUCUGAAGUGGAAUAUGCGGUGAUAAACCCAUAUGAACCUAACUCCCUGGCCAAUGAAGACGACCUUGAUAAUUUGCAAAAUCAUAAAUUAAAUUUAAAGACAAGCAAAACUUUUGAGACAACAACGAGACCUUCAAGGAGUAUUAAUGAUUUCAAUCGAAAAAUCCUACAUUGUAAUUGCCCCGCUCAGUCAGAAGAUAAUCGGUGUUCCUCUGCGGAAUAUCAAUUCAGGACUGCUAGUCUAAUUAGAAAACUUCGUGAUAUAAAGGCACAAAAUAGCUUGUUGCACAACGAGUUGGAAUCUUUGAGACACGAUACACUGAGAUCCCAAAAUAAUUGCGAAGAAUGUAGCAUUAAUAAAACUAAUCGUUCUACUAGUAUUCUAACGAAAAACGAUAGUAAUUCUACAUUGAAUUCUUAUAGAACUAAAAUGAAAGAAAUACAAGCAUCCAGAAACAGUUUAAUCGAAACAAUAUCGGAACUACAGAACAAAUUAGAUAAUUUUGAAGAACUAAAAAGACACGAAAUUAAUGAUAUCGAAGCUAAACAUAAAUUAGAGAUCAUCAAAUUAAAAUCUACAGUCAGAGAGGAAAUUACAAACGUCUAUGAAGAGAAAAUAGAACAAUUAAAACUGCAUUAUGAAAAUACAAUGAACGAGAUGCAAGAAAAAGCGAGUGCGGACACCAAAGGAUGUAUGUGUAAAACUAACGUUGCAGGGAAAAAUAAAAUAAUACAAGAAAAAGAAAAUGAAAUAUCCAAACUUAAAGUACUUAUUCAGGAGCAAAAGAAGUACAUAGAAAAUAUAAUGAGUAAAGUUUUAGAUGAUUCCGCGGAUAACUCCAGCAACGAAAACGUAAAACACAAAAGCCUGGUACUAGAAGAACGUUUACAUAAACUUGAAAAACCGAAAUCGAAAUGCAGCAAAUGUUACGAGAACAAACUGGCAAAUCUACACAGAGAGAAGAAUUUAGGCGAAUGCACAAUGCAACUUCAAUUAGUUAAACAUAGGGCUCGGGUGGCUAGAGAAACGACAGACGAAAAUCAGAUCGAAUUGAAUAAAGCAUUAGAUAAAUUGGAAUCUAAAUACAAAGAGAUUGUAGCGAACGUACAAUCAACUGCCAUUCAGAGGCGCAUGCAGGAUCAAAUAGCAUUGGAUUCCAUUCUACAAGCGGCCUGUGGGUUCAAAACCGUUUGUCCGAAUGCUAACAGUCAAUUUUCAGGCAAAACCGUACGCAAUCAAAACCGGACCUGCGACACUGAUAAUGUAUCUAUGCAGCUUAGGGAUAAGGUUGAAAAUAAAUCUGUAGAGGCGGACAGCCUCAUCACUGGAUACAGUUUAGACGGAGAAAGAAUGGAAGCAUUGUUUCAAAGGCUGUAUAUUACUCAGGACGGACGAGGAUCAGUGAAAUAGUUUAAUAUUAUUAUUUGUUUCUAGGUCUAUUGCAUUAAAUGGAUAUAAGGACGAUUUUCCCCAUAAAAAUAAAAUAUAUUUGAGGUUUGGAAUAUUUUCACCAUUAA